CACCGACGCAUAACUGACGUCAUCACCAAUACGGAAGUAGUCGGACGGUGUCGUCCUAGCAGCUUCCAGAGGCAGGCUAAAUAACUGCUUUUCUUCUCCUUCCGAGGCUCACACAGAGCCCCGCUUUUGCUUUCAGCGGUUGUUGUUGAGCCAGGGUGUCCGCCAUGAACGUGACUCUGGCGGUGAAGCAGUACGUCUCCAAGAUGAUCGAGAGCAGCGGAGCAGGGAUGAAGGUGCUGCUCAUGGACAAGGAGACGACCAGCAUAGUGAGCAUGGUGUACACACAAUCUGAGAUCCUGCAGAAGGAGGUCUACCUCUUUGAGCGCAUCGACUCUCAAAAUAGAGAAAGCAUGAAACACUUGAAGGCCAUCUGCUUCCUCAGACCGACAAAGGAGAAUGUGGAACAUCUCAUCCAGGAACUGAGGAGACCAAAGUACAGCGUAUACUUCAUCUACUUCAGUAAUGUGAUCAGUAAAAGUGAAAUCAAAGCUCUUGCUGAGGCUGAUGAACAGGAAGUGGUCGCUGAAGUGCAGGAGUUUUAUGGAGACUUCAUCGCUGUCAAUCCACACCUAUUCUCCCUCAACCUGCAAGGCGUGGCCAGGGGGCGGAUCUGGGAGCCGUCCAUGUUGCAUCGCUGCACACAGGGCCUGACUUCCGUCCUGCUGGCCCUCAAGAAAUGUCCCAUGAUCCGCUACCAGCUGUCCUCCGACAUGUCCAAACGUCUGGCCGAGAGCGUCAAGCAAAUCAUCACCAAGGAGUAUGAGCUGUUCGACUUCAGGAAGACAGAAGUCCCGCCCCUGCUGCUCAUCCUGGACAGAAGUGACGACGCCAUCACACCGCUGCUCAACCAGUGGACCUAUCAGGCCAUGGUGCACGAGCUGCUGGGGCUCAACAACAACCGCAUUGACCUGUCCAGAGUUCCUGGGAUCAGCAAAGACCUCCGAGAGGUGGUCCUGUCUGCCGAGAACGACGAGUUCUAUGCUAACAACUUGUACUUGAACUUUGGCGAGAUUGGCAGCAACAUCAAGAACCUGAUGGAGGACUUCCAGAAGAAGAAACCUAAGGGCCAGCAGAAGCUGGAGUCCAUCUCUGACAUGAAGGCUUUUGUGGACAACUACCCGCAGUUUAAGAAGAUGUCUGGCACUGUGUCCAAACAUGUGACGGUGGUGGGCGAGCUGUCCCGCCUGGUGUCGGAGCGUCACCUGAUGGAGGUGUCGGAAGUAGAGCAGGAGCUGGCCUGUCAGAACGACCACUCCAGCGCUCAGCAGAGUGUGCGUCGCCUGCUUCAGAACCCUCGUGUGUCCGAGCUGGACGCCGUGCGUCUGGUCAUGCUCUAUGCUCUAAGGUACGAGCGCCACAGCAACAGCAUUCUUCCCGCUCUCAUGGACGAACUGAGCCGAAGGGGCGUGUCCGAGCGCCACCGGAAGAUGGUGUCGUGUGUGGUGGAGUAUGGCGGGAAGAGGGUGCGAGGAAGUGACCUCAUCACGCCAACGGAUGCUGUGGCCAUCACCAAGCAGUUCUUCAAAGGCCUCAAGGGUGUGGAGAACGUGUACACACAACAUCAGCCUCUUCUUCACGAAACUUUGGAUCAGCUGGUCAAAGGCCGUCUGAAGGACAGUCAGUUUCCUUAUCUUGGAGCCAGCAGCCUCAGAGACAGGCCCCAGGACAUCAUCGUGUUCGUGAUUGGAGGCGCCACGUAUGAAGAAGCUCUGACUGUUUACAACAUGAAUCGCAGCACACCAGGUGUACGGAUGGUGCUAGGAGGAAGUAGCGUGCUCAACACCAAGAGCUUCCUGGAGGAAGUGAUGUCAGCAAUGAGUGGCAGCAGCGACAGAGCACAAGGCAUCAGCCGUCAAGGCAACCGACGCUGAGCCCCACCUAACACAAAAACGACAUUCCUUGUUGUUGUUGUUGUGACAGUGUAACUAAUCUUGUAUUUAUCAUUCAAUGUGACUAAACGACAUAACAUUUCACGUUGUUUCACUUUUUUAGUGCAAUGGAAAUACCAUUUUGUUUUUUUCUAGUGUCAUCAAUACACAGUCUUAAAGUAGCGGAAUCAGUUAUAUUUAAGUAUUAUAAGUGUUGUGAUUAUAUAAGUAUUAAGUAUUAUAACAUAACUACAGAAAGUAAAUGUCUUGAUGUUUAGAACACAAACAAA
Molecule: messenger RNA, 2158 nt
Organism: Doryrhamphus excisus (bluestripe pipefish)
Lineage: Eukaryota; Metazoa; Chordata; Actinopteri; Syngnathiformes; Syngnathidae
Gene: vps45
Product: vacuolar protein sorting 45 homolog
Biological process (GO): vesicle-mediated transport
Source: RefSeq, a predicted model, not a curated record